Naegleria gruberi is the source of this 828-nucleotide messenger RNA. RefSeq lists its product as uncharacterized. NCBI's taxonomy places the organism in Eukaryota, Heterolobosea, Eutetramitea, Acrasida, Naegleriidae. The transcript has a single exon. Gene Ontology annotation, cellular component: endoplasmic reticulum. Gene Ontology annotation, molecular function: hydrolase activity. The coding region runs from base 1 to 828 and encodes 275 amino acids. The record is from RefSeq and is a predicted model, not a curated record. Gene Ontology annotation, biological process: GPI anchor biosynthetic process.
AUGGGAGAUUUAUUUGAUAAUGGAAGGAGGAUCACUGAUGAAGAAUAUGGGAGGGAAUUGAAGAGAUUUAGGAAAACUUUUGAGAAUAGAGAUGGAAUCAAGACGAUUUAUCUGAGUGGAAAUCAUGAUAUUGGAUUAGAAAAUUGGGAAAAGAAGAUUUUGGACAGAUUUGAAAAGCAUUUCAUGCCACUCAAUUUUAAUUAUGCCAUCAAUAGUAAGAUGAAUAUUAUUGGAGUGAAUUCAAUGUAUUUGGGAACACCAAUUUAUGAUUUUCUAUUGAAAAACGUAGAUGCAGAAAAUUCAAAGAAUAUUUUACUGACACACAUUCCAUUGUAUAGAGAUGGGCUUUGCCAGAACGAUGACUUCGAUACCAGAAUGGGAACCAAAUCUAGGAGUAGACCUUUGGAAGAGGGUUAUGGAGCAGGUUACAGAAACAUGCUCAAUCCUUCAGAUUCAAAGAAAUUAGUCUCACUCACCAAACCAAUUCUUGUUCUGAGUGGAGAUGAUCACGAAUAUUGCAAAUUCCAACACAAUGUCUAUGAGCACACUGUUACAGAGCAUACCAUUCCAACAUUUAGCAUGUUACAAGGUACUUUCAAAUAUGGUUAUGGAAUUUUGACCUUGGAUAUGGAACGAAACUCUGUACAUGACUUGUCCAUCUAUUACUUGCCAAAGAUUUGGAAUAUUUUCAUAUUCUAUGCCAUAUUAUUCAUUAUUGCUACCAUUUAUUCAAUCUUCAAGUUCAAAUCCGUGUUGAGCUAUUUGAGUAUUUUAACUGUUUGCUUGUUGACUUAUGUUUUAUGUCAGGUAUGGUGGUGGAUUUUGUAA